Messenger RNA from Ilex paraguariensis (yerba mate), 240 nucleotides. The record is from the annotation of a GenBank genome assembly. Lineage: Eukaryota; Viridiplantae; Streptophyta; Magnoliopsida; Aquifoliales; Aquifoliaceae.
AUUGCUGACAUUUUUACUAAGGGUCAUACUGCCACUUGUUUUGCUCAACUCAAGUCCAAGCUUCUAGUGUGUCCACCUCCUAUACGCUUGCGGGGGGAUGUUAGAGCCUUUGAUGAUCAUGCAGCAAAUCCAGAUGAUAAUCCUGAUCCUAAUCCAGCCUUUGAUCAUCAUGUAGCAAAUCCAAAAGAUCAUCUUAAUCCUGAUCUAGCAUAUCCAAUGUUUCAAUCCUCUGUUACUUGA